UUUUAGCACGAGAACUUCCCCAAUUGCCCUUCUCCGAUAAAUCCAUAUAUCAACUAUGCCCCUCCUGAUUUUCCUCCAACUCGGGUCUUCAAUCGGUUGACUCGUCCCUGCACGACCGUAGAUCCACGAUCGCCUUCCUGAUUCGACUCAGUAAUUCGGUUUGAAGGUUUAGGAUGGAGCCGAUGGAUAUCGUUGGGAAGUCCAAGGAAGACGCUUCGCUUCCAAAAGCAACUAUGACCAAAAUCAUCAAGGAGAUGUUGCCCCCAGAUGUACGCGAUGCAAGAGAUGCUCAAGAUCUUUUAAUUGAGUGUUGUGUAGACUACAUUGAGAAGUUCAAGAAAUAUGAAGCUGACUACACUUGUCGGUUGAUGGCAAAAUACUUCUCUAAGAAGAAUCUUUAUGGAGGCGACAUAUUUGAUGAGAAUAUGACAAUAGAUGAUGAGAUCAUAAAGUCAAGCAGGUGGCCUUGUACCCGAUCAUACGCAGACCCACUGCAGGGUUUUGAAGACAAAAGCAACGGCGUUUCAGCUUAUUCAGAUGAAUCCCCACCUAAUGUCUCAAACCCCGUGAAGAAGAAUGGCUGACGAUUCAAUUUGCUCACUCUUUUUUGCCUUACUCUCGGACCUACCUAUAUAUCCCUACUGUAUAUCAAUAAAUAGCGUAGACCAACGAAUUGUUACCGGAGGAAAUGAUCCAAUUUUUUCAAUUAUCAAUGCAUUUGCAUCCA
Molecule: messenger RNA, 727 nt
Organism: Alnus glutinosa
Lineage: Eukaryota; Viridiplantae; Streptophyta; Magnoliopsida; Fagales; Betulaceae
Exons: 6
Coding region: 174-584 (136 amino acids)
Molecular function (GO): protein heterodimerization activity
Source: RefSeq, a predicted model, not a curated record